Molecule: messenger RNA, 649 nt
Organism: Musa acuminata AAA Group (dessert banana)
Lineage: Eukaryota; Viridiplantae; Streptophyta; Magnoliopsida; Zingiberales; Musaceae
Exons: 4
Coding region: 74-355 (93 amino acids)
Source: RefSeq, a predicted model, not a curated record
CUUCGAGCCCAUCAUUCCCGAGGAAGCGACGUGCACUCUUCCCAUCGCCCCUCUCCCUCUCUUGCAGCGAAGCAUGGCGGCUCGGGUGGCGCUGGCGGUUGCUUCCUCCUUCUCUCGCCCCUCUGCCGCUGCGGCGAAGCUCGUGCCUCGACGGGGACUCGCCGGUGACGGAGAUCAUCAUGGCCCACCAAAGAUUAAUAUGUGGGAAGACCCGCUUAGUCCUUCUAAAUGGAAGGAAGAACAUUUUGUACUUACUAGUUUGACUGGCUGGGCCCUUCUAUUUUAUGGUGGAUACAAGCUGUUUGGUGGAAAGAAGGACACAAAGGAAGUGGUGGGCGAAAAGUUGGUGCACUAGAUUUGCUGGGAUAACCUACCUUCUCAUUCCUCGACAAUUGCAUGGCAAUAAAGCAUUCGAGUAACAUUGCCUUCUUUAGAGAGGUCCUCUCUUUGUUAUGCUCUUCAAAGUUUUCAUAGCAUGAUAGACUAUGUACUGUGGGUUUUUGUCUUGUAAUCUUGCACAACACAUUCUAUAUUUCUCCAAUAAACCACAAUAUGAUGAGACAACAACUCCUUGGUAUUGUGAUAUUAUUUUCUCAUGGCAAGUCAAUGCUGGCUCACUAUGAUUGCCAGUCAAACUGUUCUUUCUUUA